Messenger RNA from Pygocentrus nattereri (red-bellied piranha), 6123 nucleotides. Its product is annotated as zinc finger protein 107-like. Gene Ontology annotation, molecular function: DNA-binding transcription factor activity, RNA polymerase II-specific; RNA polymerase II cis-regulatory region sequence-specific DNA binding. The transcript has 9 exons. NCBI's taxonomy places the organism in Eukaryota, Metazoa, Chordata, Actinopteri, Characiformes, Serrasalmidae. Bases 236 to 4261 code for a protein of 1341 amino acids. The record is from RefSeq and is a predicted model, not a curated record. Gene Ontology annotation, biological process: regulation of transcription by RNA polymerase II.
GUGGUUCUCCAGCUCCACUGUCUCGGGGAACAAGAAGAUGGAAGAUCCUGUUGUGGUCAGCUGAUCACAGCGCUGAUCACAGAGGAGCCGCCGUGCUGAAGAAAUGAGAUGAGAUGCUGGUCCAAGUCUUCUCCUCCUCCUAGUGUCCAUUUGCCCACACAGUUAAAAUUAACUUCCACAAACACGUCAGGGAACACCACCAAAAUGGAAAACCUCCCAUUGCUGGAAUGAGAAUAUGGAGUUCAGAAGAAGCCCCAGCCCUCAGCAAACAUCGUCCAGUACUCAUGUUAACACACAUGAGCAGGACGGCGCAGGACGGAGGAGAACACAUCCCUGCGCGGAGUGUGGAAAGGAAUUCAGAGAGAGAUGUAACCUCCGAAUACACCAGCGCAUCCACACCGGAGAGAAGCCAUAUCAGUGCUCUGAGUGCGGGAAGAGCUUCAAUCAGCGGAGCAGCCUCCAACGGCAUGAGCGCGUUCACACCGGAGAGAAGCCGUAUUGCUGCUCGGAGUGCGGGAACAGUUUCAACGAGCUGAAUCAUCUACGACGGCACCAGCGCAUCCACACAGGAGAGAAGCCGUAUCAGUGCUCCGACUGCGGGAAGAGAUUUAACUUACUGAAUCAUCUCCAACGACACCAGCUCAUUCACAAAGGAGAGAAGCCAUAUUCCUGCUCCGAGUGCGGGAAGAGCUUCACUCAGCUGCCCCAUCUCCAGCGACACCAGCGCACCCACACCGGAGAGAAGCCGUAUCAGUGCUCAGAGUGUGGGAAGAGCUUCAAUCUCCAGAGUCACCUACAAACGCACCAGUUCAUCCACACCGGAGAGAAGCCGUAUUACUGCUCCGAAACGCCGCCCUGCUCGGUGUGUGGGAAGAGAUUUUCCCAGCAGAAUUAUCUUCAAAGGCACCAGCGCCUUCACACCGGAGAGAAGCCGUAUCAGUGCUCCGAGUGCGGGAAGAGCUUUAGGGAGCAGUGCCACCUCAGAACACACCAGCGCAUCCACACCGGAGAGAAACCGUAUCAGUGCUCGGAGUGCGGCAAGAGCUUUAAUCAGUGGAACGGCCUCCAGCGACACCAGCGCAUUCACACCGGAGAGAAACCGUUUCAGUGCUCCGAGUGUGGAAAGAGCUUCAACGCGCUGAAUCAUCUCCGACGACACCAGCUGAUCCACACCGGAGAGAAAAGGCACCACUGCUCAGACUGCGGGAAGAGGUUUACGCUACUGACUCAUCUCCAACGGCACCAGCGCACCCACACCGGAGAGAGACCGUAUCGGUGCUCGGAGUGCGGGCGGAGCUUCAAUCUCCAGAGUCACCUCCUAACACACCAGCGCAUUCACACCGGAGAGAAACCGUAUUACUGCUCAGAGUGUGGGCGGAGCUUCAGACACCUGAGCUCUUUACAAAGACACCUGUGCAUUCAGAGAGAGGAAGGAGCUCAGCACACCAGCUAUCCUGAUUAUUCUGUAAAUAAUUCUGCGGAGUGUGGCUGGGGAAUUUGUCCAGAGCCUGAGGAACCGGAGGAGCCCACCUCACGGUUCCGCAGAACUCCUGGAGAAGUAGGAGCUGCUCUGCUGAAGAAGCCGUCCUGUCCCCAGUGCUCCCCUGUUGGUGUCUAUUGGCCCACACGGUUUAAAAUUUUACCUCCACAAAUAUAUCAGGAAAUGCCGCCGAGAGGAAUUCCCAAAUGUGAGAAUAUGGAAUCCAGAAGAACCUGUGGAACUCGGCAAACGUCCCCUGAGGCUCUCCAUGCCAGCACAUCUCGCGGUCGAAGGAAACAAGGUACCAAACAGAAGAGAGCUUACCUCUGCUCAGAGUGCGGGAGGAGCUUCAAUCAUCGAGGCCACCUGAAACAGCACCAGCGCAUUCACACUGGAGAGAAACCGUUUCAGUGCUCGGAAUGUGGGAGGAGCUUCAAUCAUCCGAGCAGCCUCCAAACGCACCAGCGCGUUCACACCGGAGAGAAACCGUAUCAGUGCUCGGAGUGCGGCAACAGUUUUAACAGUCAGAAUAAUCUCCAACGACACCAGCGCAUCCACACCGGAGAGAAACCGCACGACUGCUCGGAGUGCGGGAAGAGCUUCACCCAGCGAGCUCAUCUGAAACAGCACCAGCGCACCCACACCGGAGAGAAACCCUAUCGGUGCUCGGAGUGCGGCAAGAGCUUCACCCAGAACAGUAAUCUGCGGACACACCUGCGCAUCCACACCGGAGAAAAGCCGUACGACUGCGCAGAGUGCGGACACAGUUUCGGUGACCGGUGCGCCCUCCAGAGACACCAGCAGAUCCACACCGGAGAGAAACCGUACUACUGCUCAGAGUGCGGCCGCAGCUUCAGACAUUCAAGCACUUUGAAGACACACAAGUGUGUCUCGUGGUGUUUGGUAAGAACAGAAUCUACACACACUCAAGAGUGUGGACAAAGAAAUGAACGCCGUCCUCUUCUCAGUGGUCUCCUGCUCCAGGUGUCCAUUUGUCUACACGGUUUGAAUUUACCUCCACAUCAAGGAACACCACCAAGAGGAAUUCCUACAUGUGAGCACAUGGAAUCCAUAAGAACCUCCAGCCCUCAGCAAAUCUCCCCCGGGACUCUCCAUGCCAACGCGUCUCGCAGCCGAAUGCCAACAGGUACCGGGAGGAGGAGGAUUCACCACUGCUCAGAGUGCGGGAAGAGUUUUAGAGACACUUGUACCCUCAAAACGCACCAGCGCGUUCACACGGGGGAGAAACCGUAUCACUGCUCAGAGUGUGGAAAGAGUUUUGCUCAGCGAGGUCACCUGCAACAACACCAGCGCAUUCACACCGGAGAGAAACCGUAUCAGUGCUCGGCGUGCGGGAGGAGCUUCAAUCAUCCGAGUAGUCUCCAGAUGCACGAGCGCAUUCACACCGGGGAGAAACCGUACGACUGCCCGGAGUGCGGGAGCAGUUUUAAUAAUCAGAAUAGUCUCCAACGACACCAGCGCAUCCACACCGGAGAGAAACCGUACGAGUGCUCGGAGUGCGGGAAGAGGUUUAGAACCAAAGGUACUCUCCAAACACACCAGCGCAUCCACACCGGAGAGAAGCCGUAUUUCUGCUCGGAGUGCGGGAAGAGCUUUAAUCAGAACAGUAACCUGCGGACGCACCAGCGCAUCCACACCGGAGAAAAGCCGUACGACUGCGCAGAGUGCGGACACAGUUUCGGUGACCGGUGCGCCCUCCAGAGACACCAGCAGAUCCACACCGGAGAGAAACCGUACUACUGCUCAGAGUGCGGCCGCAGCUUCAGGCAUAUGAGUUCUUUAAAGACACACAAGUGCGUUAAGAUCACUGAGGGUGAUUUUCAAACCAGUGACUUUCAUAUUUAUUACUUUGCCUUAAAUUUACCUCUACUCAUGUCUGGAAACGCCACCAAGAUGGACCAACUCCCACUGCUAAAAAACAAACCAGGAGGACCUGAACACGAGAACCUGGAGUCUGGAGGAACCUCCAAUACUGAGGAUGCGCCCUCUGGUACUCCAGACACUGACGCGUCUUGCAGUCAAACGAAAAAAAGCGCCAGAAAGAAGAGAACUCACCAGUGCUCACAGUGUGAGAAGAGUUUUACUCACCGUCGUAACCUGCAGCUACACCAGCACGUUCACACUGGAGAGAAACCGUAUCGGUGCUCAGAGUGCGGCAAGAGCUUCACUCAGCGGGCUAACCUGCAACUGCACCAGCACAUCCACACCGGAGAGAAACCGUACCAGUGCUCUGAGUGCGGGAAGAGCUUCAGCUAUCCAAAAAGUCUCCAGAUACAUCAGCGCACCCACACAGGAGAGAAACCAUUUCCCUGCUUAGAGUGCGGCAAGAGGUUUGGUGAACAGAGUCAUCUCCGAAGACACCAGAGCAUCCACACGGGGGAAAAGCCGUACCAGUGCUCAGAGUGCGGGAAGAGCUUCCGGAACAGAGGAACCCUCCAGACACACCGCCGCACUCACACCGGAGAGAAACCGUAUCAGUGCUCGGAGUGCGGGAAGAGCUUUAAUCAGAUCAGUAAUCUCCGGACACACCAGCGCACCCACACGGGAGAGAAGCCGUACGACUGCUCAGAGUGUGGGAUCAGCUUCGGUGACCGAUGCACUCUCUUAAGACACCAGCAGAUCCACACCGGAGAGAAGCCGUAUUACUGCUCCGAGUGCGGGUGGAGCUUCAGACAUUCCAGCACUUUGAAGAAACACAAGUGCAUCAAGAUCACUCGUGGUGUUUAUCAAAACAGUGAUUAUCAUUGUUUUUACUUUUAGGUUAACCUGCAUUUUCGCUGUUUAAAUAUCAGUCUUUAGGUUACUAACGUUGUGAGAAACAGAUGUUGAGGGCUGGUUUGUAUGGAGUCCCACUGGUGACAUCCUGUAUAAAUAAAAGUAAUUCAAGGCCACGCCUUAUUAACGUGUGGGAACAAGUUCCUAAUGCAUGGCAACGACUUAUGGGAAUGAGAUCACUACUUACCAAGUCGUGGCCAUGCAAUAGGAUCUCGUUCCCAUGCUCUACCAAGUCAUGGCCAAGCUUUAUUUGUAUUUAUACAGGAGGUCACCAGUGGGAUCCAGAACAUGGAAUGGAGUGAUAAUAAUAAUAAUAAUAAUAAUAAUAAUAAUAAUAAUAAUAAUAAUAAUUAGUUUCUCUCCUUUCCAAAGCUCAGAGUUGCUGUGCUGAGCAUUAAAAACAGCCAAUUAUUAAUGCAAGAAUAUCGUAAUAGAAAAUAAAAGGUUUCAAAAAAUAUAUGCAGAAUCAAGCCAAUAAUGUUCCACUUUAGCUCCGAAUAGUAGUUUUACUGCCCUGUGAUGGGCUGGCGACCUGUCCAGAGUUUAUCCUGCCUUCCGCCCAAUGACAGCUGGGUUGUUGGAGCCUCUCCCCCGUGACCCUGAGGGAGAAGCAGCUUAGAAAAUGUGUGUGGUGGUUUUAUUUUUAAAAAAUAGUGGCUCAACUGUCUAAGCGCUGGUCCAGUCAUCAGGAGGUCGUGAGUUCGAUCCCUGGUGAUGCUACAGUUGUCCGUGGUCAGGAGUCCGAGAGCACAGUUGUCCUCGUUCUCUCUGGGUGGGCAUCAUUCACUCAGGUGUCGGUUAGCUGGUGUAACAGAUCUGGCGGUUGGCGCUCUCCUCCGAGUGUGUUCAGCUGUACAAUGAAGCUGCGUUAGUGGCAGUUUGAGAAGAUGUGGUGGAAGCCUGUGUUUGCCUUCACCCUCCUAGAGCUGGGGGUAUCGUGUGACUGGGGAAGUCCUAGCACGUGGGUGGAAUUGGACACGACUAAACUGGGGAGAAAACUGGAACAAGUGGUGGCCUGAAGCUUCCUCAGACAUCUUGAGGGGGCACUGUAGGAGAAGGAAGUGUCUGCCAAUCAAAUCAAUAAGCAUCUGUUUAGCUGAGGGUUGGCAUUUCCUCGUUCAUUGUGUAAAAGACUCUUAUUUUCAAGUAGGUGGACAGAUUUGGUGGGAAGAUAGUCAGGGUUGUAUUGAACCACCAACUUCCAAGGCAUCAUACGGAAUACUAAGGCUGGACCAGCAGUUUAGGUGAGUGUUUCCAGAUGCUGGUGCUGAAGGUUUGUCGUUUCUCGCUUUAAGACUCACUGAAGCUCAUUGGUUGGAUCAGGUGUGUUGGGAACAGAGAUAACACUAAAUCUGCAAGGUGGUGGGCGUCCAGUGGCAGGUGGGGAAACCCUAAUCUGGGCAUUCUCCUCAAACACUGGGAGCAGUGGAGAGAGAAACUGGGCUCCAAGACGGGAUGGAAUCAGCCAUAAACUCUGUUUGCGAUGGGUUUGUUUAUAUUUCAAUGUUUCUUAUUUAGUUUUUUUUUUUAAGUCAUGUUUUCCAGACUAAAUGUACAAAAACAAAAUGCUUAUUGUGGGGUAUUUAUUCCAUUUUCCUAUAAGGGUGGUGCAUUUACCCCCCAAAUAUGUUUUUGUAAAGCAAUGAUUACAUUUUUUACUAGCAUUAGCUGAACGAAUCGUUUAAGCUUGGCAGACCAAACUAAAUUAUAAACCAUAUGCUGUAUUAUAAUCUGUGUACAUCUGUUUUUGUUGGAUUGCAGUUACUAACUAAUUGUUUAAUGUUUAAUAUACGCUUCACUCCUAAAACUGAGAUAAUUAAACUGGAUUCCUCCCUUGAACCUUAAAA